UCCUGCAGUGCAUGGCGGCGGUCGCAUAAACCUUGUGCUCCGCUGCAGCCCAGGCCUAACAGCGGCUACACAGCAUUGAUCCUGAGCAUAUCGCUACAGCAAUUGUGCCCACCGGUACCUGAACUAUCGGGGCACCUGAUGAUGACCCGGAGGCGAGGGAAAAAGAGCCCACUGAAGCUCACGGCGUUCUUUCCUGCUGCAGAGGCCUCACAAGAUGGCGCGGCUCAGUGCGGGUCAGCGUCUCCGGCUACUGGAAGUGCCUCACCAGCGUCUUCAUCCUCUCCGACGGGCUGCGCCCUGGAGGCUUCUCCUUCAACUCCUCCAAUUCUCCUGACAGGCUGGUCACCCUCGGUGCAGCAGGACCCGCAGGUACCGUUUUCCCCGAUCUCCUCCAAGCCACUGGGAGCGGGGACACUGCAUACUAGAGGCCCGGGAGGCCCUGAUGGGAGCUCUCCGUCGGCGCCCCUAACUGAACCUAUUAUGAGGGGGCUUCUUGCUGAGUUACACACCUCCAUUCAGGGCGACAUUAAGGCAGCCGUGUCCAAUAUACAGCAUGAGAUCUCCUCUCUUGGACACCGCACAUCGCACAUUGAGAACAAGAUGGCGGAACUCACCUCUUCUCAUAAUGAAGUGGUGGACUUAGCUAAUGGCCUGGAGGAUGAGGUUGCCGCUCUUCAACUUAAGAUAGCUGAUAUGGAGGACAGGUCUCGCCGAAACAAUCUAAGGGCUUCCACCCUAGAUUUGCUCAUGGACAGAGUCCACAGGCUUCCUAAGCCCAAAACCCUACCUGCUACUACACCGAGGGAUGUGAUUCUGCGCCUUCACUUUUACCAUAUUAAGGAGCAAUUAAUGUUGGUGGCGCGCUCCUCACCCUCCCUACCAGAGGAGUAUUCGGGACUCCAACUUUUCACAGAUCUUUCUGCUGCCACUCUAGCCAGGAGACGUGAGUUCAGUGCGGGGACUAAAGCUCUCAGAGAAAAAGGGAUCCCUUAUAAAUGGGGAUUCCCUGUGAAAUUGAUUAUCACCAAUAAGGGGUCCAAACAUGUGGUCUCUUCCCCGGAGACCCUUCUGCAACUGUGUGCGGAAUGGAACUUGCCUGUUGAUCUAACUGCUCAGAGGUCCCUGGACAUACCGCAUGCUGCUAAGAUAGCUGAAGAAUGGAAAGUUGUCUCCCACCGCAAGAAGAAAAUCAAGACAUGA
This is a messenger RNA of Hyla sarda, 1200 nucleotides long. RefSeq lists its product as uncharacterized. Gene Ontology annotation, cellular component: ribonucleoprotein complex. The record is from RefSeq and is a predicted model, not a curated record. Gene Ontology annotation, molecular function: single-stranded RNA binding. The transcript has 2 exons. Bases 139 to 1200 code for a protein of 353 amino acids. Gene Ontology annotation, biological process: retrotransposition. Lineage: Eukaryota; Metazoa; Chordata; Amphibia; Anura; Hylidae.